Molecule: messenger RNA, 2174 nt
Organism: Blastocystis hominis
Lineage: Eukaryota; Bigyra; Opalinata; Blastocystidae
Exons: 2
Coding region: 662-895 (77 amino acids)
Source: RefSeq, a predicted model, not a curated record
GCCGCUGGAUGGAUGGGGCGCCGAGGCGAAGAAAUGGCGGCAUAAUUCGUACAGAGAAGUGAAGUAUGAUGUAGUGAUCAUUAAUGGUCCAUGCAGAGAACUGGUGGGGAGAAAGAUAUCCUUUUGGACGUGGAAUGAGCUUUCUUGAUUGUAGUUGUUGAAAUGGAUUCAGGAGAACACGGUGGUGAUCGUGAUGGGAACCAAUGUGGAUAGUUACUUUAGCGACGUGGAGAAGCUGGAGGAAAUGUAUACUGUGAUUGAAAAAAGCGUGAGAGAAGACCAUAUCGGCUAUGUAGUUCUUGCAAAAAAGGCGUUUUUUGUUUGUUGAUAGAUUAUUCUUUGUACACUCGUUUCCAAUGGAAAAUUAUAAGAAACAGUUCGAUUCCUACAUGGACAUACUGGACGAGAAGUUGAAUUCUAUGCGUACGUGUUAAUGGAUGGUUUUUCUUUUUAGCCUAUGCAGAUAUGAUUAGCAAAAAGGUUAACAUUCGAAAAUGUUAUCUUGCACUUAUUGUGUUCUCAAAUCUCUGUCUUGCUGUUAUUUUCACAUUAGGGCUUAACGUCGUGGGGUAGGUCUUAUUUACUUUCACAAAAUUGUAGAAAUCUCAUUAUCUUUACCUAUCCUGUCUAUUGUUCCUUCGCUGAACUGAAAGCGGGAAUAAUGGAUCACGAAUCGAAGUGGUUGACUUACUGGAUUCUGUUCGCGCUCUCGUGUGUUCUUGAUUCCAUGCCCUUUGUGCACUACAUUAUUCCCUAUUUCUCCUUGGUGCGAUUUGUCUUCCUCUUCCUUUGCAUGAUCCCGCAGGUUGACUUGGCGACAACGAUCUAUGAUAAAGUGAUUGUUCCCAAGAUUUUGGUUGUAGGUUUAUUCUUUAGCCUUGACUGUGUAGAAUGAGAAGAGUGAUUAAAGGUACUUGGUUGAGUGAUUUUUGUUGAUUGUUGUUUGUUGUUAGCAAAGACAUAGAAAUAAUAGUAAUAAUAAUAAUAAUAAUUACUUUUGUGAUGAAGACCGAUAUGAUACACUUUUUUGUAAUCUUCAUGUCCAUGUUGGAUGUUUAGUUUUUGAAUUAUGGAAUAGAGUUCAUAAUCUGAGCAAGAAAGCUAUUCCGCUCACUUACCGAUCAGUAAUUGCAUUGAGGUUCGUUUUGGUCUGGUUUGGAUAAUUACGUAGUGGAAAGGAUGUAGGCACAUUUUUGCAUGGAAUCGCUUCGAAUAAUUUUGAAAAGCCGUCUUCUUCGUUGUUGUUCGCAGCCUUUAUGACUCCCAAGGUAGCACAAAAAGGAUCCUUGUAAAUCUAGGGAAAGCUCUUUUCUGACGCGAUGUGUCACUUCGUUUCACCUACUUCUAUUUUGAUGGAUAUUCCGUCUAGUCAUACUGAGAGUAUGCACUCAAAAUCGCGCUUUCUAUCUAGAAAUGAUGAACUUGUUAAAGUUUUCUGUGCUUCACCAAGAUGUCACGAUAACCAAGCGAGACGACUUGGAAGUGCAUGUCUGUUUGGAUGAUCCAGCUUAUCUGGACGAGAAGAGCAGCAAAAGCGAAGCAAAGGAUCCUCGUUUUCCCAAGCAUUCCGUUUACCGCGGUUAUUCCACGUUGUUUCACAAUAUUUCACUCACCCAGAAAGAAUCAGGCCGACUUGAGCCCUCUCACGGCUCUCUUUCAGUCCUUCGAACUUCUGAAUGGAGUUUGGAGCUCGUAUUAAUGUCCCCUAAUUUCUGAGGAAAUAGGGACUAUUUCCCCAAGUCGCUUUAUUGCGGACACGCAAAUCUGGAUAAACUGAAUGCUGUUAGUACAACGAAGGGUUGUUAUGUGGGUCAGGAAACGUACACGCGAUACAUGCACGCGGUAGAUUGGAGUUCAUUGAGUCAAGCAAAAGCACAAAAAGCCCGAUCGUCUUCUUCCCUUUUUGUUGGUCCCUUCUUCCUGUCCACAUCGUGAUGUCUUUUAUUCCUCCGAGACGGUGUGUAAGCUUCCUUUAGAGCACUUCUUGCAGAAAGGCGAGGUGCAGGUGAAGAGUGGCAGUGCGGUGAUGGAGGAGGGGAAGGAGAUUGGGGAGGUUGUGUUUGUGCAGAAGGAAUUCAACGUGGGAUUGGCGUUGAUUCACGAGUUUGAAGCGGUGAAGGGAGAGUGGCAGAUCGGCGAGGAGAUGCGUGGCAUUCCGGUGCUUCCUUUUGCUU